AUGGAGCCCAUCAAGAUCAAGACCACCGUUCUCACCGCCGACGCUUUGGCGAAAGCCAUGGCCGAGAUGCAAUCCAUCCUUUCCCAACUAACCCCCUCAGAGUACAACGAUGCCCUGGCCAUCCAGUCAGGCGACGAUUCCGACCGAUCAGCUCAGAAGCUGUUCUCCGACCCGGGGGGCAACGACUCGGUCAGCUCUGACCAAAACCUCACCACCACAACAACCCUUGCCUGUCCCAGUCAUCCAACCACCGACGAACCCACCACCACCGAGACAAAACCCGGGCAAAACAACUACCACAUCCUCCCGCACCCGGUCCCGGUCUCCAAAUCUGAGCCGCGGACUGUGAAAAUCGGCACGCUAAACAACAUCCCCAUCUACCACUACUUCUCCCACGCCGAGCAGUUCCUCGCAAGCCAAGAAUACGCCACCCCGUUCGGGAAGCGCUUCCUCCUCGACGAGCCAGACAGCUUGUUGCCUUCCGAUGACCCCUCUGACAGGGUUUUCCACCCUCCCCCCCACUCGGAGGAGUGGUGGCCCGGUCCGGGGAACGCAAACAGGGAUUUUCGAUUCAAGAAAUAUUUUGAGAUACGCAAAUCGGGGCUUGGGGGGUUGGGGGCGUUUGCUACGGUGGAUAUUGAGAUGGGUAGGGUUAUCUUGCUGGAGAGGCCGCUGCUGUUGACCACGCAUGGAAGGGUGGAGGAUGAUGUGUUGGCGAUGCGGCAGGAGGGGAAGGGGAUUUAUAGGAGCUUGGAUGGGGGAGGUGAGGUGGGGUGGGUGAGCAGGGUGAAGGAUCGGAAUUGCUUUGAUCUGGGAGGUGGGAUAGGCUUCUUUGGGAUUGCCUCGAGGUUCAACCAUGCUUGUCGGGGUGCGGCGAAUGUGAAUUAUAAGUAUGAUCAUCACAGAAAGGUGAUGGUUAUGACGGCGAGGAGGGAUAUCGAGGCGGGGACGGAGCUGUUUAUUGACUAUGGGGCUGGGUCUUCGGCUUGCUUGUAUGCCAUGUAUGGGUUUGUUUGUCGGUGCGGUGGGGGGUGCAGGCGGUUGACGAGGAGGGAUUUGGAGGCCAUGGGGGCUGGGUUGAAGGAACUUGUGAAGUGGGGGUUGGCGAGUGAGAAGGAGUUGGCGUGGUGA
Molecule: messenger RNA, 1131 nt
Organism: Podospora pseudocomata
Lineage: Eukaryota; Fungi; Ascomycota; Sordariomycetes; Sordariales; Podosporaceae
Exons: 2
Coding region: 1-1131 (376 amino acids)
Molecular function (GO): protein binding
Source: RefSeq, a predicted model, not a curated record